Epinephelus fuscoguttatus (brown-marbled grouper) is the source of this 1573-nucleotide messenger RNA. Its product is annotated as leukotriene B4 receptor 1-like. The record is from RefSeq and is a predicted model, not a curated record. Bases 280 to 1185 code for a protein of 301 amino acids. Gene Ontology annotation, molecular function: G protein-coupled receptor activity. Gene Ontology annotation, biological process: G protein-coupled receptor signaling pathway; immune response. NCBI's taxonomy places the organism in Eukaryota, Metazoa, Chordata, Actinopteri, Perciformes, Serranidae. Gene Ontology annotation, cellular component: membrane. The transcript has 4 exons.
UACUCGGUGGAAACAGGGCUCUAUUCUUGUUACUUCUGUUGUGAUGAAAGGUGUUGCCUGUGCAGGAAACAGAAUGUGGGAACAUGCGUCAGAUUCUAAAGCCAUGCAAACUAUUCAUGGAAUAUUGUUUGCAUAUUUGAAAUACUGUUUCUUUUUUUUAUUUCCUCCUCUUUGAAUGCAUCGUGGGAAAUCACCUUGCUCCUCUGACUGACUGACACAGUUGCCAUCCUCACUGGCUCAGUGCACAACGUUCAGCUUCUCUGUCAGCAAGUCUGCAGCAUGGAACAACUCAACUCCUCUGUGGUCACUUCUAACAUCUCCUCUCCUGGACAUCCACCUCCUGCCUCCUGGGACUCCAGCGGUCUGGUCCCUGUGGUGGUGCUGUCUGUCUGCUUCCUGCUGGGAGUUCCUGGAAACAUCGCUGUGAUCAUCCUCAGACCAAACUGGGAGAACAUGUCCAGUCUGAGCCAGAUUCUGAUGCUGAAUUUGGCCAUAUCAGACCUGCUCUGCCUGAUCAUCCUGCCCGUGUGGAUUUACACUCUACUGUACAGCUGGAAACUUGGUCUGGUGGCCUGUAAGCUCCUGAUGUAUCUCAUAUACUGCAGCAUUUAUAGUAGCAUGCUGACUGUGACGGUCCUGAGUGUCCAGCGCUACCUCCAGGUGGUGCGCCUACAGACGUUUUUAGAUCAGCGAGGAAGGAGGAGGCUGGUGGUUCUGCUCUGGCUGGUUGCAAUGAUCCUGUCCAUCUCUCGUUUAGUGGUUCUGCAGCUGACCACAGAUCAGCACUGGACAAACUGUCAAUCUAGCUUCUCUUCUGAGGCCCAGCAGGUGGCCGUGCAACUGACAGAGACCCUGAUAGGAUUUAUUUCAAUUUCUGUUGUGGCAUUUUCAUACAUCAGCCUUUACAGAAAAGUGGACCAGGCAGCUUUCUUCAACAACCCACAGAUGACCCGGCUGGUCACAAGUAUCAUCGUGACCUUUUUUUUCUUUUGGAUGCCAUAUUAUAUCAUAAAUGUGCUCGGUGUGGCAGCUGUUUCAUUCAAGAUUGAGAGCCUGAUGAAGUUUUUUGUGGACAGCAGGAACAUUGCUGCAGCACUGACAUUUGUGAAUAGCUGCCUGAAUCCACUCCUUUAUGCUUUUGCUUCUAGAAACAUGUGCACAGUGUGCCAAACAAGGGAACAUUAAUGCUGGUUUUAAAGCAGAAGCUCACCUUUCCUGGAAAUCUGAUCAUUUGAUGUAGUAUGACUUGAUGAAAAGUCAAAGAAAGACACCUGGAGGAGCUGAGGAUGAGACUUUUCAGGAAACUUUGAACAGUUGUAGAAGUGAAGGUUCAGGUGAAAGAGGACAAAGUGAAGGAAACAAGAUGCUGUGGGGAAAAUUGAUAUCCUACAUUACAUGUGAAAGCAUGUGUGCACAUAUAUACAGGCUAUGUUGUUUCAUUACCGACAUAAACAAACAUUAUGAGUGAGGUUGAAUGUGAAACAAAUCAUCAUUGUGUGAAAAAUGCUUUAACUUUGACAUCAUGUUUAAUAAAUACUGUUAUUGAAUGGAAUUGACUGUAUUUGAAUAUGUG